Molecule: messenger RNA, 1927 nt
Organism: Acanthopagrus latus (yellowfin seabream)
Lineage: Eukaryota; Metazoa; Chordata; Actinopteri; Spariformes; Sparidae
Exons: 1
Coding region: 942-1574 (210 amino acids)
Biological process (GO): bicellular tight junction assembly; cell adhesion
Cellular component (GO): plasma membrane; bicellular tight junction
Molecular function (GO): structural molecule activity
Source: RefSeq, a predicted model, not a curated record
UUUUCUGAAAUAUCCUUUAAUAUCAUCUUUCUUUCUUUGCAAAUCACAAUCAUCACGCAAUGUUUCUUCUGCUAUUGUGUCUGUGUUCUUUUCAUUUCAGUUUAUCAUUCUUGUAUCAUUCCUUAUUUUUUUCUCUCUCGAUUUGUGCCAUGGAGAAAUGACACAAUGUUUAUUUUCACUGCAUAGCUCACAUAUGUAACAGCAGUUAGAAUUAGUCCCUGUUUAACAUUUUCAAAGUGUCUGUAAAGUCCAUGAAUGGGAGUUUUGGUGACUGUCUGUGUGUCGCCUUAUUUCAUGUUGUGUGAGCAGCACAGCAAUCAAGCAGAGUGAUUCCAGCUGCUGUGAUUAGUCAGCUGAGCUGUUGCACUGAGGCUGUUGUGCAUGUGACAAACAUCCGUAUUAAAAUGAAAAACAAAGACCAAAUGUGAAGGAUAUUCUGAGAGAUACUGAGCUAUAAGAUCAGAUCAGAUCAGAAUCAUGCCGAUUUUGUAAUCUUCCUUUAUUCCUGUUUAUUUUCCUCAACUCAACCAAAAAAGGUUUUAUGAGUCCAUUAUUGUUUGACAUGUAUGAUUUUCAAAAGACUUGGAUGUACCAACCUUACACUGAGUUAAUUCUCUACAUCACACUGGUUCAUUCCUGAGGUUACAUUCUCAGACACUUGCUGUGGCAGGUUUUUUUUCACUGAACCAAAGUGUUUGAGCUUCUUUUAUUUCUCGGAGCUCUGCUGGGGCACCAGAGGGCCUCUUUGUAGGAGAGAAACAGCCCUGAACUCAAAGGCAGCGUGAUGGAUGUUUAUAUCUGAGCAGUGAAGCCAGAACCCACCCAGAGGAGGGGGCUACCCGGGGCAUCUGCAGGUCAUAUAAAACUUGGCCACAGUGGGAGAGUUUUUAGUCAGCAGCCCCGGACCGAGUAAGAACGAGAAGCAGCACCAGCAAACAGCAAUGGCAUCUUUAGGGCUGCAGGUUCUGGGCGUCGGGCUGGCGGUGCUUGGAUGGAUUGGAAACAUAUUGAUCUGCAUGCUGCCCCUGUGGAAGGUCUCUGCUUUCAUCGGGAACAACAUCGUGGUGGCUCAGACCAUCUGGGAAGGACUGUGGAUGACCUGUGUGGUGCAGAGCACAGGCCAGAUGCAGUGCAAGGUCUACGACUCCCUGCUGGCCCUGCCUCCGGACCUCCAGGCGGCCCGAGCCAUGGUGGUCAUCGCCAUCCUGUUCUCUCUGUUCGGCCUGCUGCUCUCUGUGGUCGGGGGGAAAUGCACCACCUGCAUUGGGGACAAGGUGGCAAAAGCCAGGGUGGCCAUCUCCGCUGGUGUUUUCUUCAUCCUGAGCGGGGCUUUGUGUCUGGUGACCGUGUCUCUGCCUGCUAACACGAUCAUCAAGGACUUCUACAACCCCCUGGUCCCAGACGCCCAGAGGAGGGAGCUGGGUGCGUGUCUGUACAUGGGCUGGGGGGCGUCAGGACUGCUGCUGAUCGGCGGCGCUCUGCUCUGCUGUCAGUGCCCGUCAGGAGGAGACCGCUACAACGGAGCCAAGUACUCGGCGCCAAAAUCCACAACACCCGGGAAGGAAUUUGUCUGAGUUGCUGCGUUUCAUCAAGGAGCCUUUGAAAAGCACCUGACUUUGCAUACAGCUCAAACCCGUCGCUUAUCAAGUUGUGAUUUGCAUUGUGACUAACGUUUUUUUGACUAACACACUGUGGCCUUUUGUUUCUGAAGAGACUCUAAGGUAUGUGCCAUGUUAGGAUAGUGGUUUGAUUAACAUUGUUUUGUGUUAUAUUUGCAGUAUUAACUACUUCUGACGAGACUCUCCCGAUGUUUUGCGACAUAAGCACUUCAAAAUAUCUCAUGUGUUUGUCAUUUGUCAACUUAUUUUUUCAUUUACUUUUUCAUUUUUGUUUUUCAUUCAGACAAUAAACAUAUGUUAUAUUUCAA